This is a messenger RNA of Malania oleifera, 1513 nucleotides long. Its product is annotated as omega-3 fatty acid desaturase, endoplasmic reticulum-like. The record is from RefSeq and is a predicted model, not a curated record. Bases 131 to 1321 code for a protein of 396 amino acids. Lineage: Eukaryota; Viridiplantae; Streptophyta; Magnoliopsida; Santalales; Ximeniaceae. The transcript has 9 exons. Gene Ontology annotation, biological process: lipid metabolic process. Gene Ontology annotation, molecular function: oxidoreductase activity, acting on paired donors, with oxidation of a pair of donors resulting in the reduction of molecular oxygen to two molecules of water.
UUUAACCAUUUUUGCAUUACAAGUAAUCCGCCCUCGCUCCAUCAUUAUUUAAGUGGGAAUGCUACUGCCUCAGCCGUAGCAAAACAGCCCCUACACCCUCCGGCCGGCCACCACCGCAGCUCCUCCCAAUAUGAGUCCUCCUCAAGGAACAAUAUCUGGUGAUGGCGAUUUUGGGGUCAACGACGACGGCGGAUACUACGUCCGUACUGAUCAGAAGACCGUUGACGGCGGGGAUGAGGAGUUCGACCCCGCGGUGCCGCCGCCGUUCAGGCUGGGGGAGAUACGAGCGGCCAUACCCAAGCACUGCUGGGUGAGGGACACGUGGCAGUCUGCGUCGUAUGCGCUCAGGGAUUUCGCCGCCGUCUUCGCGCUGGGAGCGGCGGCCGUUUAUAUCAACAGCUGGUGGUUCUGGCCGCUCUACUGGGCAGCUCAGGGCACCAUGUUGUGGGCUCUGUUUGUUCUUGGACAUGAUUGUGCGCAUGGAUGCUUUUCUGAAAAUAAGCUGGUGAAUGACGUGGUGGGGCUCCUGGUGCUUACACCUGUCCUUGUGCCCUUUCAAGCAUGGAGAAUCAGCCACAAGCAUCACCACCAGUACCACGGGAACAUAGACAAAGAUGAAGCAUGGGUGCCGGUGACAGAGAGUGUAUACAACAAUUUAGAUACAGUGAGCCGAAUUCUUCGAUUCACAUUUCCAUUCAGCCUCUUUUCUUGGCCUUAUUAUCUUUGGCAUGGGAGUUUGGGGAAGUGCAGAUCUCAUUUCAACCCAUACAGCGAGCUCUUCACUCCUAAUGAGAGAAAAGACGUGAUGAUUUCCACUGUUUGGUACACUGCAACGGUUGCCCUCCUUGUUUGGGCAUCCUUCGCUUUUGGCCUUCUUCUACUCCUCAAAGUCUACACUGUUCCAUACAUGAUUUUUGUAAUGUGGCUAGACUUGGUUACUUACCUGCAACACCAUGGUCAUGACAACCAGAUUCCAUGGUAUCGUGGCAAGGAAUGGAAUUAUCUGAGGGGAGGAUUAACGACGUCGGAUCAUGAUUACGGAUGGUUCAACAAGAUCCACCAUGACGCCGGAUCUCAUCUCAUACACCAUCUCUUCCCCCAGAUCCCCCACUACCACGCAGUCGAAGCGACUAGGGCAGCUAAGCCAUUGCUGGGGAAGUAUUACAGAGAGCCGAAGAAGUCAGGCCCAUUCCCAUUUCAUUUGAUUGGGCUUAUAGCGACGAGCGUCAGCCGAGACCACUUUGUCAGCGACACAGGAGACAUCGUGUACUAUCAGACCGAUCCGAACCUCCACAAAUUCCCUUGGGCCAGGCCCAAGUGACUCUCUUGGGCCGCCAUAAAUUGGCCCAUCGUCCUACAAAGCGGGAGAUGCAUUUUAUAGUUAUGUGACAAAAUUCAUCUCAAAUCCCCCCACUUUCAGAAUAAGUUCAAGUUUUUUUUAAAAAAAAUCUACCAAAGUUAGUGGCUUUAUUUGUUCUUCUUUGGAAAUAAUAUAAUUAUUAUUGGCAUAUCA